AUGACUAGCUUCACCACUCUCGCUGCGCGGGGACUCUUGGCCUCUCCCAUUGAUUUCGCGCCCUCUACAUCCUCCGACAACGAGUUGCUGCUCUGUCCGGACGAAAAUAACUUCGCAACGCAGUAUGACGCCACCGUCCGUGCCGUCGAAUCCACCCCACAUUUACCGGUCACAUUGCGUUUUCCCUCUUCGUCGAAGGUCGUAUCGCAAAUAGAAGUAUCGCAGUUUUUCUUGACAGAAGAUGAGAUCCGCAAGCUGCUCUCGGAUUCAUCGAGCGCCAUCAUGCAGAGCUUUCCCCCGCCUUUAGAGAUACCCAGUGCGACAAUUGCAUCUUCAGCGACCCCGGCGCUUCAUCUGCUACCAUAA
This is a messenger RNA of Peniophora sp. CBMAI 1063, 366 nucleotides long. The record is from the annotation of a GenBank genome assembly. Lineage: Eukaryota; Fungi; Basidiomycota; Agaricomycetes; Russulales; Peniophoraceae.